Platichthys flesus (European flounder) is the source of this 4355-nucleotide messenger RNA. RefSeq names its product F-box/LRR-repeat protein 3-like. The transcript has 6 exons. Gene Ontology annotation, molecular function: protein binding. The record is from RefSeq and is a predicted model, not a curated record. NCBI's taxonomy places the organism in Eukaryota, Metazoa, Chordata, Actinopteri, Pleuronectiformes, Pleuronectidae. The coding region runs from base 282 to 1604 and encodes 440 amino acids. Gene Ontology annotation, biological process: regulation of cell cycle; entrainment of circadian clock by photoperiod; G2/M transition of mitotic cell cycle. Gene Ontology annotation, cellular component: nucleus; cytosol; SCF ubiquitin ligase complex.
CUCGCCGCUACAACAACAACAACAACAACACGACCGCCAUCUUUCCUCUGACAGCCCAACCAACAGCAGCAGAGAAGAGGGCCAGGCUCCUCAAACAGCAGCGGACUGCGAGCAGCUCCGUCUCUCAGCUGGGCGCAGACCCCUCCUCGCACCGCAGAGUCCUAUGGUCCAAUGUGUUUGAUCCGUGCACGAGCUAAAACGCACUUUUCUUGUGUCGGCCCCGGCUGAGCGAUCGACUCCUGCGACAAACAUCCGACGAGUGCGGCAGGCAGACAGGCAGGAUGAAGCGAGUUCUCCAGGGGGAUGAGCAGGAGGACAGAGGCGGCACCAGCGGUGGGUCUCAAGAGUCUCUUCAACGACCCUGCAAGCAGACGAGGGAGGAGGCUUCGGAGGAGGAGGAGGCUUCGGAAGAGGAGACUCCCCGAUGCGAGUGUCUGCCUCAGGAGAUCUUGCUUCACAUCUUCAAGUACCUGCCCCUCCUGGACAGAGCCUACGCGUCUCAGGUGUGUCGAGGCUGGAACCAGGCUUUUCACAUGCCAGAGCUGUGGCGGUGCUUUGAGUUUGAGUUAAACCAGCCAGCCAGCUCGUACCUCAAGGCCACACACCCAGAUCUCAUCAAACAGAUAAUCAAAAGGCACUCCAAGCACCUGCAGUAUGUCAGCUUCAAGGUGGACAGCAGCAGAGAGUCGGCGGAGGCAGCGUGCAACAUCCUCUCUCAGCUCGUGAACUGUUCUUUAAAAACACUGGGGCUCAUCUCCACAGCCAGGCCCAGUUUCAUGGAGCUGCCCAAAUCUCACUUCAUCUCAGCGCUAACGGUGGUUUUUGUCAACUCCAAGUCCCUGUCGUCCCUGAAGAUUGACGACACACCCGUGGAUGACCCCUCCCUCAAAGUGCUGGUGGCCAACAACAGUGACACACUCAGAUUGCUGAAAAUGAGCAGUUGCCCUCACGUUUCCCCUGCAGGCAUCCUUUGUGUGGCUGAUCAAUGCCACGGCUUGAGAGAACUGGCUCUCAACUACCAUUUGUUGAGUGACGAACUCCUCAUCGCCCUGUCAUCGGAGAGGCACGUUCACCUCGAGCACCUUCGCAUCGACGUGGUUAGUGAGAAUCCUGGCCAGCAGUUCCACACCAUCAAGAAGAGCAGCUGGGACGCCAUGGUGCGUCACUCUCCUAAAUUCAAUCUGGUCAUGUACUUCUUUCUCUAUGAGAACGAGUUCGGCCCUUUCUUCUGCGAAGAAAUCCCCGUCACACAUCUGUACUUCGGUCGCUCUGUCAGCAAAGACGUGCUGGGCAGAGUCGGGCUGAACUGCCCGCGUCUGGUCGAGCUGGUGGUGUGCGCCAACGGGCUGCGGCCGCUGGAUGAGGAGCUCAUCCGCAUCGCCCAGCGCUGCACGCAGCUGUCAGCCAUCGGCUUGGGAGAGUGUGAAGUGUCCUGCAGCGCCUUUGUGGAGUUUGUCAAGAUGUGCGGAGACAGACUGACGCAGCUAUCCAUCAUGGAGGACGUUCUGGUCCCAGAUCACCGCUAUGCGUUGGAUGAUAUCCACUGGGAGGUGUCAAAGCAUCUGGGUCGUGUCUGGUCCCCAGACGUGAUGCCGACCUGGUAGAGCUCUGGAAGAAGUUUAGGUUUGAAUGAGGUUAUGAGUGAGUGUAUGUGUGUGCGUUUGUGAUGCGUGUCCUCGUCUUUCUACAACUUCAGACACCAUUCAUACUGCUUCUCCUGUACAACUUCAUUAAGAAAUAUCACAUAUCUAUCUUAGGUUUGAUGAGAUCAAACAUAUGUUAAUUUUUUUCUACAGCACCAUUUUGUUCCAUUUAUAAAAUGUUUAUAUUUAUAUGUAUAUUUAUGUCUACAUUUAUUUGUCUUGUCACUCAAGUAGCAUCUAGUUUUCUGAGCCAUUUUUCAAGGGCUCUGAAACCCUGCAGAUUGGUAAUGUUUGGAGUCUCAGGUGUAUUUAGGGGCGGCACUAUACAUGGAAAUUAUCAAGAAUGUCAUUAAGUUUUUAAGUUAUUAUUCUAUACUGACAAAUGACGUGCAGGCAUAAAUCCCUUUCAAUGAAAUCUGAAACUUUACAUUAAUUAUUUUAAUUUCGGUUCACUAACUUAUACAUAAUCAAAAAAAUGUAAUGUGCACAGAAUUGCAAAUGUUUUUCAUCUUUAUCGCAUUUUGGAGGUUUUGAAAACAGUCUGGUUCCUGGAGGAUGUGCAUUACGUUAGAUGUGGAAGAUCACCGUUAUAAGCUAAUAUUUUUAUUGAGAUUUAGUUAAAAUAACUUUGAUAGAAGGUUUUUAGAUUUGUCUUGUUUUAUUUCUGACAUUUUAAAACCCAAGUACUGACACAUUGUGACUGUAAACGAAUGAGAAACAUUUCAUCACAAAGGCACAGUUAUGUGUGAAGCUUGUUAUCGAGGUGGUUGAUCACUGUCAGGAAGAAAUGGCACAUAUAGGUUCCAUGUUAAAUCCAUAGGUUUUUUGUUUCCAUCACAGCUGAUUGUCCUGUCUUUGACUGUGCUUCUUAGUCACUGCAUCUUAUUAAGAGCAACAGAACUGUCUCUUUCUCCGUCCUCUGAUUUAAUGUCAACCGGACUUUAGACAAUUCCAUCCCCUUUUUUGUAAGGACACUGUUAAGGUUAUGCUCUUAGGUGACUUUGUUUGUAUGUGUGUCUGUGUGCGAGUGUGUAUAUACACGUUUAUAUAUAUAUAUGUAACGUGUGUGUUUAUGAGAGUGGUUUUAUUUUUGUAGCUACAGUAUAUUUCCAUAUUUCUGAAUUACCUGACAUGCUCCUAUUUUAAUUCUAAAUAUCAGUGUCAAAGUGAGAAUCAAUUGGGAGGGAGAAUUUUUAAUGGCCUACUUUAUAUAAAUAUAUAUAUAUUUGUACAUUGACCAAAUCUUACUAAAGCACUUUUAUUCUAAUGAACAGCACAAGAUGAGCUACAAUGUCAUUAGGGUGUUAAAUUCUGUAAGUAAAUCUGCCAACCUUUGGUAUUUAAUUAACUUUGGUCAGUCAAAACUAAAUUAUGAGAUGAUGCACUAAAAUGGAAAACUAAUGUGAAAGGGAUAAACCAAGCCUGCUUGACAGCACAAUCAUUCACUUUGCUAACAGGCUGUAGACCAACUAAGAAAUAUAUAUUCUGCAAAGCUUGUGUAAUUUUACAGGAUGUGAUUCAUCAUUAUUGUGUUUGUAAACAAAACUAAGACAGUUGAAAAAAAAUACUAAAACUCUUUCACUGUAUGUGAAUUAAGUUUAAAUGUAUUAUCAUACAAUGAUUGGUGAUUUAUAUGCCAGCACAGGGCUGCACAAUUAUGACCAAUUAUGACCAGGGUUGGAGCAGAUGACUUUAAAAUGGAGCCAGAAUUCAAAAUUCAUGACAUGUUUUUGGCAAGUGGUAACAUAAUUCAUUGAAUUUCCAUCUAAUCUGAGCAGUUUGAGAUUAUUUUUACUUGCUCUUUCUAAUAUGGUAUUUUAAACUCGAUUACAUGUACAUCUACCAACUGUGUAUAUGAUUAAUACUAAUGCAAUUAUUUUUUAGCAGGUCUCUCAAACAGUUUGCUGGCCUAAAAUAAGGACAGAUUUAACAGAAAUCAAUGGUGGUACCUCAAGUUUUGUCCUCAUUCCUAAAAACAAAGUGUCAUCAGGAAAUCCCAUUUCUUAUUUGGAUGUGGCAGCAAUUUUAAUGCAGAUGGUAAAAUGUAGAUAUAGUGGCUUAAAUUGGGUAAUUGUGCAGCCCUGAGGACAGGAUGGUGUGGGAGCUGAAUGUUGUUGUAAAUUAAUGUUUUGCAGAAAUGUGUAAGAGUCUAAUAUUUAUAUCUCACUAUUGUUUUGAGGCAAUAGGCUGAAAGAAAAGUCACUGGAACGUGUCUUAAGGUGGACUUAUCAAGAAUGUUGCUUGUGGAGAAGUUCAUAUUUUUCACAGGGUUGAUAUGUUUAGUGUUUCAAAAUGUUUAUCAAAAAAAAAAAGCCAAUCACACAAUUUCUUCAGUUAACCUUUAAUCUAACCACGAUCAUGUCUUCAUUUUAUGUUUUCUGUUCCUGAAGGUCAGCAAGGCCUGGCAAUGAACACAGACCUUUAUUGACUAACCGGAUGUUUUAUUGUGUAUUCAUAAAAAACCUGCCGUCUGCUGUUUAAUAUUAACUGCAUUUGCGUUCAGUGCUUAUAGAUGAUUAUUGUAAUAUUCAACUAUAGGCUGAGUAAGGGCUGCAGUUUUUCUUAAGUGUACAGUGGCAGUGGGUUGUUUUUAUUGUAGCUUACCAGGGCUGAAUUGUACUGAGAUUUAUUGGAAGGUAACCUCUUGUACUUUCCCAAAGAUAUAUAAUAGUUAAGUUAAGCUCAUAGCCACAUUAAAAAUUAUUGUUUGAA